Molecule: messenger RNA, 2451 nt
Organism: Chaetura pelagica (chimney swift)
Lineage: Eukaryota; Metazoa; Chordata; Aves; Apodiformes; Apodidae
Gene: SORBS1
Product: sorbin and SH3 domain containing 1
Exons: 21
Coding region: 22-2451 (809 amino acids)
Biological process (GO): cell-substrate adhesion
Cellular component (GO): cell-substrate junction; cytoplasm; nucleus
Molecular function (GO): protein binding
Source: RefSeq, a predicted model, not a curated record
AGGGCCAGUCCCUCCACCACAAUGAGCUCUGAACACGAAGAAAUCGCUGUUGCAAAAACUGUUGUCAAUGGGCUGAGCAGCAAUGGCCAAGAAAAAGAAACGGAUCCCACUAAAGUCUGCAGUGGAAAAGGAGCUGUGACCCUCCGGGCAUCUCCAGCCCACAAAGAGAAUCAGAAUAUCACUUCACCACGUCCUCAGGAUAUUGAGCAACCUGAAAAUGAUUGGAGGUCAUCAUCUAAUGCUGAAGCCAAUGGGGAUGCCCAACCAUCUUCUCUCGCUGCCAAGGGUUAUAGGAGUGUGCGUCCGAACCUUUCCUCAGACAGCAAGCCACAGGAUGCCACUGCCACCACCACAGCUCAGCCUGGGGUUAUAGUAGUCCCCCUCCUCCAGGUUAAUCCAGACAGACAGCAAGAAGGCAGCUCCAGCACUCCACCACCGCCUCUGGUUCCUUUUGGGCAAGGCUCCGUAUUCCCUGAGACCGUUUCUUCUGGCUCACCCUUGACUUUUCCGACUCUAGAUGAUUUCAUUCCCCCACAUCUCCAGAGGGGUUCCCACCAUAACCAAGCACCCUCUGCAUCUGGCACAUUACCCUCUGUUUAUCCGAAACUGCCAUUCUUCUCAUCACCACCUUCACUUGUCCCUCCAGUCACAGGGGCUUUGCACAGGGGCUUGAAGCCUGAAAUCACUGGAGUCAUCUCACGUACAGACCCAAGUCCUAUGCUAAAUGAGGUGCCCCAGCCUGGCACUGGUACUGACUAUCCAACCACCUUCACUUCAAUCAACAAGUCUUCCUCUGCCUAUCCCUCUACCACAAUCGUCAAUCCCACUAUUGUCCUCUUGCAGCACAAUCGAGAACAGCAAAAAAGGCUUAGUAGCCUGGCAGAUUCAGUGCCAGACAAACUAGUUUCUGACAAAGUUGAUUCAGCACUCAUACAAGACAAGCCAGUUCAGGAGACAGUGCCAAGUGAGAAGAGGACAAUGGAGGAGAGGAGAAGCAUUGUCAAGAGCCCUCAGCACAUGGCUGAUACCUCUGUUGAUGAUAUUGGCAUUCCUUUGAGGAAUACAGACAGAUCGAAGGAUUGGUACAAGACAAUGUUCAAACAGAUCCACAAGCUAAAUAGAGAUGAAGAUUCUGAUUCAUACUCUCCUCGUUAUUCCUAUUCUGAGAGCAGUAAAACCCAGCCUUCAGUUCCUCGUUCCAAGAGUGAGAUGGACAAUAUUGAUUCAGAGAAGGUUGUUAAGAGGUCUGCUACUUUGCCACUGCCAAACCGUACUUCAUCACUGAAAUCAAGCCCAGAAAGGACUGACUGGGAGCCUCCAGACAAGAAGGUGGACACAAGAAAAUACCGUGCAGAGCCCAGGAGUAUUUAUGACUAUCAGCCAGGAAAGUCCUCAGUUCUGAACAAUGAAAAGAUGCAAACAGAAGUGACCCACUGGUGUCUCUCCCCCUUUUUUGUAUUUUCCAGCUCUACGUAUUCACCUAACUACCAUGCAGUGAAAAGGGAGUCAGAACCAGCCCUGGGGGACCCUGCUGGCUUGGAGAAUGAAAGGCAGAUUUACAAGAGUGUGCUGGAAGGUGGAGAUAUCCCAUUCCAGGGGCUGAGUGGUCUCAAGCGACCUUCUAGCUCUGCUUCCACAAAAGAUUCAGAAUCACCAAGGCAUUUUGCACCAGUUGAUUACAUGGAAACUCCAGAAGAAAUUCUUCGUAGACGGCAUGAUGAUAAAGAGAUGAGACCUGCUAGAGCCAAAUUCGACUUUAAAGCACAGACACUAAAGGAACUUCCUCUGCAAAAAGGAGAUAUUGUUUACAUUUACAAGCAGAUUGACCAGAACUGGUAUGAAGGCGAACACCAUGGCAGAGUUGGCAUCUUCCCACGAUCAUACAUAGAGCUCCUCCCACCAGCUGAGAAAGCCCAGCCCAAAAAGCCAUUGCCAUUGCAAGUAUUGGAGUAUGGAGAUGCCAUUGCUAAGUUCAACUUCAAUGGGGAUACCCAAGUGGAAAUGUCCUUCAGAAAGGGUGAAAGGAUCAUGUUGAUUCGGCGAGUGGAUGAGAACUGGUAUGAAGGAAGAAUCUCUGGCACCAGUCGCCAAGGCAUCUUCCCUGUCACUUACGUGGAGGUGCUGAAACGGCCAGUGGUCAAGAAUGCCAUCGACUAUCCUGACCCACCAUCAUCCCUCUCCCCUAACCGCAGCAUGACAGCUUCACCACAGCAACCUCAAGCACAGCAGCAAGGAGCCAGCCCUGACAGAAGUCAAACACCACGAGACAUAGUUAGUUACCAAGCCCUCUACAGCUACACACCUCAGAAUGAUGAUGAGCUGGAACUGAGGGACGGUGACAUUGUUGAUGUAAUGGAGAAAUGUGACGAUGGCUGGUUUGUGGGUACAUCCAGGAGAACAAGGCAAUUUGGCACCUUUCCAGGCAACUACGUGAAGCUUCUGUACCUGUAA